Dicrocoelium dendriticum is the source of this 643-nucleotide messenger RNA. The record is from the annotation of a GenBank genome assembly. NCBI's taxonomy places the organism in Eukaryota, Metazoa, Platyhelminthes, Trematoda, Plagiorchiida, Dicrocoeliidae.
AUGUGCAAGGACCGCGGGUAUCUGGUCAUGCCGAAAGAAUUAGAACAGACAUUGGAUGACUUUAAGCUUACUGUUGGCGAUCCGCCCGUUCGAAAGGAUUUACUCAUGGUGGUUAAUCAUGAAGAGGAUCCUGCUGACAUGCUGUACGUAUUCUUUCCCGAUGAAGAGAAAGUUAAUAUGAAGACUAUCCGCGCCUACCUCAACCAAAUGCAACAAGAUAGCACUUUCAGAGCCAUUCUGGUCCUCCAAGAAAAGGGUUUAACUCCUUUCGCCAAGACGGCCAUUGCUGAACUCUCCUGUAAAUACACUCUAGAAUGUUUUUAUGAAACUGAGCUCAUGGUUAAUAUUACUGAACACCAGCUUGUCCCACAACACAAUGUCCUCACCCAGGAAGAAAAGAAAGAGCUGUUAGAGCGAUAUCGACUCAAAGAGAGCCAGUUGCCCAAAAUGCAGUCCAGUGACCCUGUGGCUCGGUACUACGGAUUACGGAGAGGUCAGGUGGUUCGUAUUACACGUCCAUCGGAAACGGCGGGGCGCUAUAUCACCUACCGAAUUGUUAUUUGAAAUGAACCUGAUUGCUUCUCACACUUGUAAUUGUCUUUUUGGUUUUAUUCGUCAAAAGCAGUACUCUCCAGCAAUAAAC